AUUAGUGAGAUUCGUUAGCUCACCUGUGUAGCAUCGGGCUGCUCAAAACAGAGCCAGUAGUACACUUUGAGUACUUUUUGGAGCAAUCGCCCUCAUAUCGGGAUAUCAUCGUCUCAAUGAGUUCAUCCGAAAGAGAAAACAUAGUGCUGGAAUCUGCUUCCAACCGGAAGGAUGCAGAGAAUUUGCAUUACAUCGAGACCCUAAUCAACGAUGGUGCUAUUACGCCAAUUGAUGCGGACAUUUACACAUACGAGAUCCAUUUGCCGCCCUGGUUCGAUGAGGAAAAAUUCAAACGAGGUCAGCGGUACUUCCGAGAUAAUCUGACGGCAAUCGUUACGGCCGGAUUUUGCGGCCUUAUAUCGGUGCUUGCCGUGCCCUCGAUACUGGAUGUGAUUAUCUUCACCGAGCGAUCGGCAACCCUAACGAAGGCUUACAAGCGCUACGUAUUGACUGUGCUCCACACGCUGAAUUGGUACCAGGAGGAACUGCGACAGGGAUCCAACUCAUGGAAGUCACUGGAAUACGUUCGUCGGAUACAUGCUGUCAGUGGAAAGAAAGCCAACACUGCAAACUCAAGGAUGCUCGUUUCGCAGAAGGACGUUGCCAUCACACAGUUUGGAUUCGUUGGGUACGUGGUACUCAAUCAUCAGAAACUUGGCGUCCAACAUAGCCAGGAAGGCGUGGAAGGCUUUGUACAUCUGUGGCGUACUAUCGGCUAUAUGCUUGGAUUAGAAGACAGAUUCAACCUCUGCACGGACGACUUCGAGACAUCUGCCCAACGAAUGGCCCUCGUAAACGCGCACUUUUUGCGCCCCAGCUUGCAGAAUCCCAGUGCGGAGUUCGUUCACAUGACCAAGAUCAUGAUUGAAGGGAUGUGGUGUUACAGCAUACUGCUAAACUACGAAGCGUUCAUGUUUAUGACCAAGCGACUUUCAAAUGUUCCAGGACAUCAUUAUUGGGAUGACGAACCGCGAGAUGGUGCAAAAACCGUUUAUAAGGAAAUGGGUUGGUUGGACAGGGUGAUGUUGAACAUUCUGAUGGUUAUUCACGAGGUGUUGCUGAAUUUUACACUGGCGCGGUGGCUCUUGAAUUGGGUGUUCCUUUUCAACACCAAUGUUAUGAACAAGUACUUGCCGUUGCUGGCGAUGAUGAAGCACGGCGUCAGGAAAGCCUAUGUAAAAAUUGUUUAUUGACAGGGUUUUUUUUUUUUAAAUUGAUGAAUGAACUACAGUUAACUCUCCCUUACUCGAUAUUCCGUAUCUCGAUAUCGAGUUAGAGAACCAUAGUAAAAGUUGCUUUUCAUGGCUAACUCGAUGGUCCCUUCUAACGCAGUUGCACUGCUUUUGUGUUCUGUAACUCGAUACCUCCCUAACUCGAUGGUCCCUUCAAUAUCGAGUAAGGGAGAGAUGACUGUAGAAGUCUUUAUGAAUUUAACUCGUCAACUAAAACCUGCGCUCAGAAAAUACGUAGAAAAAAAUGAUUGUAAAGAU
This is a messenger RNA of Aedes aegypti (yellow fever mosquito), 1490 nucleotides long. RefSeq lists its product as uncharacterized. NCBI's taxonomy places the organism in Eukaryota, Metazoa, Arthropoda, Insecta, Diptera, Culicidae. The record is from RefSeq and is a predicted model, not a curated record. The coding region runs from base 117 to 1193 and encodes 358 amino acids. Gene Ontology annotation, molecular function: oxidoreductase activity. The transcript has 6 exons.